This is a messenger RNA of Coregonus sp. 'balchen', 13053 nucleotides long. The record is from the annotation of a GenBank genome assembly. NCBI's taxonomy places the organism in Eukaryota, Metazoa, Chordata, Actinopteri, Salmoniformes, Salmonidae.
CCGAUAUCCUGCCUCGGGAGUGGUUUGCGUUUUUGUACGUCCCUUAUACAGCAGUAGGCUAUAUCCUGUGCAGAAGAACUGGCGCUUGUGCAGAUCAGGGAGUUCGUGCGCGUCCCACAUAACUUGAUUUGAACUUGGUAAGUUGCAUGGACAGAUCUGAAUCUUGACGUUAUUGAUUAAUACAAGGACAUUAGAAACUCUUUGUAUGCAUGUUUUUCGAGUAAAUUGUGAAUGUAAAAGCUAUGUAAACACGAAUGUACAGUUAGUCAGUCCAUAUAAUACAAUAUGGCAAUAUUGACUGAUAUUGUUGCUGAUUUGCAUAUUCGACUUCUGCAUUUCAUGUCUGUCUUUUAUUCUAGAAUCAGCAAUACAUACACCAUUUUAACCAUCCUAUUAUUAAUAGUUUUCUGCACAUGAAUUGGGUCCAUGAUGAUUACAUUGCAAACUGGAGACUUCAGUUAAACCACCAGCGUUAAUAUUAAGUAUAUGCCAGCUUUAAUAGAUCGUCAUCUUUCUUUAAACACCGAAUUAUAUUUCCUUUGAAACAAUUAGAGACGUAAAUAAAUACUGUAAGGCUAUUUGCAAUAAUGUUUUGAGUUGGUUGGGGCGUUGGCUAUAAUAUAAUAUGCAACAUGCUGACUUCUGCAAAUCUUCCUCCAAAAUCUGUUUCUUAUUAAGAUUUUUCAGUGUAGGGAUGGACCUCUGGGACUGAGGCAUGUGAUGGCAGAAAAAUGCAUCACCAAGAUAAAUUACAAUUCCUGUCCUGUUAUAUUUUACACCCCCCCCCCCCCCUCUCUCUCUCUCGCGCGCGCUCUCGAUUUCUCUCUCUCUCUCACUCCUUCUCUCACCCCCUUCCCCUGCGCGCAAGGUUUCACCUUUUCCUGUGCGUUGAGUCCAAUUGUGCUAUUGGACAGAUGUUGGCCCAGAGAGCUUCUUUCAGCAUCUUUCCCGCUGAGAGCUAUAAAGAGGUCGCAUGCAGAAAAUUAAUUACUAUGAGCUCAGUGCUCCAUAAAAUCUUAAUUUGCUCAUAUUUCUGUAUGGCUGCAAUAUAAAGCUGUCUAUUAUCCAUCCUGUAAAGUGUUAGGCAGUAUAUCCCAAAGAUCUUGACACCUAUGUCUUUACAUACAAUGAGCUCCAAAAGUAUUGGGACAGUGACACAUGUUUUGUUGUUUUGGCUCUGUACUCCAGCACUUUGGAUUUGAAAUGAUAAAGUGUAGACUGUCAGCUUUAAUUUGAGGGUAUUUUCAUCCAUAUCGGGUGAACCGUUCAGACAUUACAGCACUUUUUGUACAUAUUCCCCCCAUUUUAGGGGACCAAAAGUAUUGGGACAAAUUCACUUACAGUGCCUUGCAAAAGUAUUCAUCCCCCUUGGCGUUUUUCCUAUUUUGUUGCAUUACAACCUGUAAUUGAAAUGGAUUUUUAUUUGGAUUUCAUGUAAUGGACAUACACAAAAUAGUCCAAAUUGUUGAAGUGAAAUGAAAAAAAUAACUUGUUACAGAAAUUCUAAAAAAUAAUUAACGGAAAAGUGGUGCGUGCAUAUGUAUUCACCCCCAAAAUAAGAUCUGGUGCAACCAAUUACCUUCAGAAGUCACAUAAUUAGUUAAAUAAAGUCCACCUGUGUGCAGAAGUACAGAUCAGGGUUGGGUUAUAAAUAAAUAUCAGAAUCUUUGAACAUCCCACGGAGCACCACUAAAUCCCUUAUUAAAAAAUGGAAAGAAUAUGGCACCACAACAAACCUGCCAAGAGAGGGCCGCCCACCAAAACUUACAGACCAGGCAAGGAGGGCAUUAAUCAGAGAGGCAACAAAGAGACCAAAGAUGACACUGAAGGAGCUGCAAAGCUCCACAGUGGAGAUGGGAGUAUCUGUCCAUAGGACCACUUUAAGCCAUACACUCCACAGAGCUGGGCUUUACAGAAGAGUGGCCAGAAAAAAGCCAUUGCUUAAAGAAAAAAAUAAGCAAAAACGUUUGGUGUUCACCAAAAGGCAUGUGGGAGACUCCCCAGACAUAUGGAAGAAGGUACUCUGGUCAGAUGAUACUAAAAUUUAGCUUUUUGGCCAUCAAGGAAAACGCUAUGUCUGGCGCAAACCCAACACCUCUCAUCACCCCGAGAACACCAUCCCCACAGUGAAGCAUGGUGGUGGCAGCAUCAUGCUGCGGGGAUGUUUUUCAUCGGCAGGGACUGGGAAACUGGUCAGAAUUGAAGGAAUGAUAGAUGGCGCUAAAUACAGUGAAAUUCUUGAGGGAAACCUGUUUCAGUCUUCCAGAGAUUUGAGACUGGGACGGAGGUUCACCUUCCAGCAGGAUAAUGACCCUAAGCAUACUGCUAAAGCAACACUUCAGUGGUUUAAGGGGAAACAUUUAAAUUUAUUGGAAUGGCCUAGUCAAACCCCAGACCUCAAUCCAAUUGAGAAUGUGUGGUAUGACUUAAAGAUUGCUGUACACCAGCGGAACCCAUCCAACUUGAAGGAGAUGGAGCAAUUUUGCCUUGAAGAAUGGGCAAAAACCCCCAGUGGCUAGAUGUGCCAAGCUUAUAGAGACGGGGUGAAUAGUUAUGCACGCUGAAGUUUUCUGUUUUUUUGUCUUAUUUCUUGUUUGUUUCACAAUUAAAAAUAUUUUGCAUCUUCAAUUGGUAGGCAUGUUGUGUAAAUCAAAUGAUACAAACCCCCAAAUAAUCCAUUUUAAUUCCAGGUUGUAAGGAAAAAUGCCAUGGGGGGUGAAUACUUUCGCAAGCCACUGUAUGUGUAGUAAAGUAGUCAAAAGUGUAGUAUUUGGUCCCAUAUUCCUAUCACACAAUGAUUACAUCAAGGUUGUGACUCUACAUUGUUUUGGUUGUAUGAAAAAGUGUGAAAAUGUAUUCACACACUACUGUAAAUUGCUCUGGAUAAGAGCAUCUGCUAAAUGACUAAAAUUUAAAUGUUUCAGAUUAUUUUGUGCCCAAUAGAAAUGAAUGGUAGAUAAUGUAUUGUGUCACGUUGUAUAAUGAUUAGAAGACAUGCGCAGGAAUACGUAUUAGGGGUUUUAUUUACUUCACCCAACACAAGGUUCGCAUGAAAAAAACGAUGGGGACGAAGCCCAAAACAAACACGUAUAUAUAUUACAAAGGGAUGUAACCUUUCCACCCACCGUCCUUCACUUCUACGGAAGAAGAAGUUUAUGUCCAGUACGUCCUUUGUGCAUCAUAAUGAGAGCAUGGCAUAAGAGUGACCAACUCCUCAUGUCUUCGGCGCCCACCUGCAAGGGUGGGCCCCUCUCUCGUCAACGGCUAUCCAUUGGAUAGUGGAGGCUAUUAUAUUGGCUUAUUAUAAGGGUUUACAGCCCCCAGAGGGCCAGCCCCCUAGAGGUAUGGUUCUUGGGCACAAGAGAUUUGCGAGGCGGCAUGUUGUGCCACCCUUCAUACAUUCGGGAGGUUUUACAGACUGGAUGUCACUGCACCUUUGUUGGUGCAUACUGUCCCCAGUGUCGGGGCCUCUGAGUGGUGAUGCUGUUGGGACUACCCUGGCUUCGGAGAGCAUGUCUGCGAUACGGGAGUUAGCCAUAUCCCAUUGUGAGAUUGAAACUAGUAUUUGAAAUAGAACUGGUUCUAUAAUAAUAUGAGUAGAUGUCUCACCGCAUUUCCAUGCUCGAAAGUGUGCAAGGAACAGAGGCAUGCUUGAGAAUGACCAGUGGGUGGGCGAGUGGCGCCUUAUUAGGAGGAGAGGGGCUCACCUCAUUCGGCACUCACCCUGUCUGUCUCCAACAGACAUUGUGUGAUUCGUUCUUCGAGCUGUAAGUGAUCCACUGAGUGAAUCCCAUUGUGAGACAUCUCACUCAUUUUAUCAUAGAACCAGGGUUAUGCAAGUAACCCCAGGUUUUGUUAGCUUUUUUUGUGUCUGCUCUUUUCUGUUCAACCUAACUUCUCAGUUACUGAGUUCAGGUGAGCUCUUUAGGGAAUGAGGUAAUGAGAGAGAGCAAGAGAGUGAGAGUGAGAGAGAGAGAGAGAGAGAGAGAGAGAGAGAGAGAGAGAGAGAGAGAGAGAGAGAGAGAGAGAGAGAGAGAGAGAGAGAGAGAGAGAGAGAGGGGAGGGGGGGACAUACAUUGCCUGUUUUGUCCUCUUUGGUACUUUCAACCUUUUUACAAGUAUCUGUGAAAGUGAUCAUAAGGUAUGACUCACACAGAUGCCAUACAGAGCCCGUUGUAAAAGGCCCAUGUUGGUUGGUGUCAGUGAGCUGUUGAUAGACAUCUGGCUCAUGUCUAGUAAAAGUGUAUUGCUGUAUUUGUGUGUGAACUAGACUAUAGGCAGUUUCUGAGAAUAGUUAAGCAGUUUUUGCAGACUGUUGACAGCUCGAAGCAGACUGUGCCACCAGUCUACCAGACUUCCUGUUUCUCAGCUUUCCUCCACAUUCUUUAGUUAUUAGCUCAUGCCAAUAUACCAGCAUUAGAACCCCACAAUGCUUCCCUAGCUGCUAAAUUGUCUUGUCUGUGUGUGUGUGUGUGUGUGUGUGUGUUUGUUUGUUUGUGUGUAUGUGUGCAUGUGUCUAACAGCUGUUUUAACCACAAGAUGAUGUCAUGGUCCCAAUUCGAAUUAGGUCUCCCUGAUCUCUGCCACUGGUUAGGGUGAGGUAAAGCACCAAGCCCUUUUCCAUGGCCAGAGGGAUAAAAACAACUUUACUAUAGAGAGAGAGGCCACAAGGAAGUAUAUGGCUAGCCAACCACAGCAUAUCCUCUGCUGAGAGAGCCCUGGCCACAGAUACUCUGGUUCUGCCGUGUCCCCUCUCUGCUCCGGGGAAACAGCGCCAGGACUGUUUAAAUUGGCUGUAGCCCUCCACACACACCCAACUGGGCUUCAGUUGCUGGCAUGAGAUGUCAGAGAAGCAAGACUCUACCUCUCUGUUUACCAAUAACUGUUAUCGUUUCCAUGGAGAUCAGAUAAAUUCAGAUAAAAAAUGUUUGCUCACCUCUGACGUCAUCGUCAGAGUCAUUGUUAAGUUCCUGUGUAUACAUGUCUGUAUUUGUAGAGUAAUGAUCAGAAACCGAUGAUGAUAACAUGGAGCACAGAGAAGAAAGGCUAGCCUAUGAAUGGCAGUCAUUGUUCUGAGAGUAGCUAAAGUUACCUCUGAGGGCCAAACCACCAGCUACUGAUAAUGGUGUGAGUGGCUCACUCAGAGAUAAAGAAAAGUCAUUGACUUCUUUCAUUUCAAUGUUCUCUUUGGUCAUACCUUAGCAUAGAUGCCAGUUCUCCUUUGGGGGGGGGAUAAAAGCAACAUAAGAGGAGGGGAAAAUGUGGAUAAGAAAGAGAGAGAGAGCAAGAGAGAGGGGGGUGGAAUAGAAGGGGGAAAAGAACGAUUUCAACAGAUGAAGGGAAGAAGCUAAAAGACAGAGAAGGUGUGGGUUGGCCUCGGCUGUCAACUCAACAGAAGAUCAAUUCGAUUAUGGAAAAUGUUUGGUUUACUCAUGUACAUAAGUAAUGUGUUAGUCUUUUACAGGUUACUACGGGAGAUGAGGAGAUGGUAGGAAAGAUAGGUAGAGACAACAUGUAACAUGAAUGAGCUCCAAUUUGGUUUGUGCAUUCAGACUGUAGUAACAUGUCACUGUGUGAAAUGUGUGUGUGUAUGCUAGUGCAGUGAAAAGGGCCAGGCUGUUUCAGUCUGUGGUCAGGUCUGAGGCAGUGGCAGACAUUCCCUGGGUUCUGAUGGCUUCACACUGCACGUACAACAACAACAUUAACAUGAUUUUUGUUUUUUCAGACACCAAGGUUUCUUUAUUGUAAGUGUUUGCAUACAGUAUAUGGAUUUUGUUGUAUUAAACGUGUAUAUUUCUGUCAUAGCAGCAAUGGAAUACCCAUACACAUUGUAACAGAUUAACGUAAGAGUCUAGUUUUUGUAUGCUGCGGGUCCUUAGUACCUCUUCUGCUUCACAUAGGGGGUCCAAAGGGAGGGGACGCUCACCGGGUCUGUCAAAGAGCUGUGUCAACAUUCCAGAUCUCACCACAUUCAUACCAGGCAUUCCUUCAUGUGUACACCUCACUGCACAAACAUACAUACCGUUCACACACAUGCACGCACGAACGCACGCAUGUUCACACACAAACAUACGCACUCACACCUAGCACAUGCACAAGGACAUGCUGAUAUAGUAAAAAGGUUUGUGUAGGCUAUAAUCAGUCUCCGUUCUUUAGGUUCCACUCAUUUUUCAUAUGGAUUUAAUUUACUUUCUGUCAUCCUAACCCUACAAUCAAGGAUCUAUUUGUGAUCUAUGGCAGGGAUUUGCUCCAGAUCUUUUUAUGUCCUUUCAACAGUUGAUUGUCAAUUUUACAACAUCACUGCCUGUCAUAUCAGCUGAAGAUAAGCGUAAUGUGAGGAACAGGCACAGUAUACCUUUUGUUUGCUGUGAUUACACAACAAAGCAACCGGGCUCCAUAACAGUUAAAUGUUCUUCCUUGUUAAAAGAUGUGGAACAAAUAGAAUCUUAUCAACACCUCAGUAAAUAUUACAUCAUGGUUUCCCUGGGAACGGAGUACAGGUUUUGAUUGAAUAGUGUUCCGUCUCUCUCAGUUCAUUUUCAUUCCUUCAUAUUGUUAUAGCUACACCACUAGAACUACGCUGUCCAUCUGUGGCAAUAAGAAGUAAUGCAAGUGCCCAAGUAAUGUAAACCCAGUCACUACCACAUCUGAUAGCUUUCAAUUGUAUUUGUGUACUCUGCAGGACUUAAAGUUACACCAUUUUAUUCUGACAAUAGUUCCUGAAACAUACCACUUGUGAUAAACAGAGCUAUAGCUCAGUAUGUCCUCUACACAUGUGUUUUCCAGGUGUUUGCUACCCUGCUGCUGAUGUUGCCAUGACGGACAGUAUGAACUGCAAAUACUGCCGGGAGGACCUGAGUGGGAAGAAGUAUGUUAAACAGGAGGAGAAGCCUGUCUGUGUCCGAUGCCAUGACAAGUUCUGUGCCAACAACUGCACUGAGUGCCGACGUCCUAUUGGCAUCGACUCCAAGGUGUGUGUGUGUUCAGUGACACCUCCCAUGAUUAAUAUACUUGCAUGAAACGUAUAUUACAUAUUACAUGUGUUGUGAUUUUCUUAUGUUUCCAUAUGGGUCUGUCUAUACCUGCAAACUGUCAGCAUGUAAAAUGUAAAUGGAAUGUGUUUUCAUGACUGCGGACUGUCUGUCUAGAUGUGUUUAUGAGUGCACACUGUGAGGAAGAAAUCCAUUCUGCUCCUCCCUUCCUAUAGACAGAAACUUAAACAGGAAGUACCCGUGGUAAGCACUGUUCAACGUUGGUCUGACCAAUGGAAUCUAUGCUUCAAGAUUGUUUUGAUCACACGGACUGGGAUGUGUUCCGAGUUGCUUCUGAGAAUAACAUUGACGUAUAACCUGACUCUGUGACUGAGUUCAUCAGGAAGAGUAUAGAGGAUGUUGUUCCCACUGUGAUGGUUAGAACUUAUCCAAACCAAAAACCAUGGAUAGAUUGCAGCAUUUGAGCAAAACUGAAAGCGCGAACCACCGCAUUUAACCGCGGCAAGGUGACUGGGAACAUGGACGAGUACAAACAGUCCAGCUAUGCCCUCCGUAAGGAAAUCAAACAGGCAAAGCGUCAGUACAGAGACAAAGUGGAGUCACAAUUCAACGGCUCAGACACGAGACGUAUGUGGCAGGGACUCCAGACAAUCACAGAUUAUAAAGGGAAAACCAGCUAUGUCGCGGACACCGACGCCUUUCUCCCGGACAAGCUAAACGCCCAACAAGGGUGCGUGCUCAGCCCCCUCCUGUACUCCCUGUUCACCCAUGACUGCGUGGCCACUCAAUCAUUAAGUUUGCAGAUGACACAACAGUGCUAGGCCUGAUACCAACAAUGACAAGACAGCCUACGGGGAGGAGGUAAGGGCCCCUAAGGCCCUCAUGAACUUCUACAGAUGCACCAUUGUCGCGCCGUGUCACUGCCUGGUACGGCAACUGCACCGUCCGCAAUCGAAGAGCUCUCCAGAGGGUGGUGCGGUCAGCCCAACACAUCACCGGGGGCACACUGCCUGCCCUCCAGGACAUCUACAGCACCCGGUGUCCCAGGAAGGCCAAGAAAAUCAUCAAGGACCUCAGCCACCCGAGCCAUGGCCUGUUCACGGCAUGUUCACAGGUGCAUCAAAGCUGGGACUGAGAGACUGAUAAACAGCUUCUAUCUCAAAACAAAUAAAAUCAAAUCAAAUUGUAUUUGUCACAUACACGUGUUUAGCAGAUGUUAUUGUGGGUGUAGUGAAAUGCUUGUGCUUCUAGCUCCGACAGUGCAGUAAUAUCUAACAAGUAAUAUCUAACAAUUUCACAACAUAUACCCAAUACACACAAAUCUAGUAAGGAAUGGAAUUUAAAAAUAUAUACAUAUAUGGACAAGCAAUGACAGAGCGGCAUGGACUAAGAUACAGUAGAAUAUUAUAGAAUUGAAUCCAGUAUAUACAUAUGAGAUGAGUAGUGCAAGAUAUAUAAACAUUAUUAAAGUGACUAGUGUUCCAUUUCUUAAAGUGGCUGGUGAUUUCAAUAGGCAGCAGCAGCCUCUAAUGUGCUAGUGAUGGCUAUUUAACAGUCUGAUGGCCUUGAGAUAGAAGCUGUUUUUCAUUCUCUCCGUCCCAGCUUUGAUGCACCUGUACUGACCUCGCCUUCUGGAUGAUAGCGGGGUGAACAGGCAGUGGCUCGGGUGGUUGAUGUCCUUGAUGAUCUUUUUGGCCUUCCUGUGACAUCGGGUGCUGUAGGUGUCUUGGAGGGCGGGUAGUUUGCCCCCCGGUAAUGCGUUCGGCAGACCGCACCACCCUCUGGAGAGCACUGCGGUUGUGGACGGUGCAGUUGAUGUACCAGGCGGUGAUACAGCCCGACAGGAUGCUCUCAAUUGUGCAUCUGUAAAAGAUUGUGAGGGUUUUAGGCGCCAAGCCAAAUUUCUUCAGGCUCCUGAGGUUGAAGAGGCUCUGUUGCGCCUUCUUCACCACACUGUCUGCGUGGGUGGACCAUUUCAGUUUGUCAGUGAUGUGUACACCAAUGAACUUGAAGCUUUCCACCUUCUCCACUGCGGUCCCGUCGAUGUGGAUAGGGGGGUGCACCCUCUGCUGUUUCCUGAAGUCCACGAUCAUCUCCUUUGUUUUGUUGACGUUGAGUGAGAGGUUAUUUUCCUGGCACCACACUCCCAGAGCCCUCACCUCCUCCCCGUAGAAGGUCUCGUCAUUGUUGGUAAUCAAGCCUACUACUGUUGUGUUGUCUGCAAACUUGAUCAUUGAGUUGUAGGCGUGCUUGGCCACGCAGUCAUGGGUGAACAGGGAGUACAGGAGGGGGCUGAGCACGCACCCUUGUGGGGCCCCAGUGUUGAGUAUCAGCAAAGUGGAGAUGUUGUUUCCUACCUUCACCACCUGGGUGGCGGCCCAUCAGGAAGUCCAGGACCCAGUUGCACAGGGCAGGGUUCAGACCCAGGGGCCUCGAGCUUAAUGAUGAGCUUGGAGGGUACUAUGGUGUUAAAGAUAUAGUCAAUGAACAGCAUUCUUACAUAGGUAUUCCUCUUGUCCAGAAGGGAUAGGGCAGUGUGCAGUGUGAUGGCGAUUGCGUCAUCUGUGGAUCUAUUGGGGCGGUAAGCAAAUUGAAGUGGGUCUAGGGUGACAGGUAAGGUAGAGGUGAUAUGAUCCUUGACUAGUCUCAAAGCACUUUAUGAUACGGGGAGAUAGUAAUUUAGUUCAGUUACCUUUGCUUUCUUGGGUACAGGAACAACGGUGGCCAUCUUGAAGCAUGUGGGAACAGCAGACUGGGAAAGGGAGAGAUUGAAUAUGUCCGUAAACACACCAGCCAGCUGGUCUGGGCAUGCUCUGAGGACACCGCUAGGGAUGCCGUCUGGGCCGGCAGCCUUGCGGGGGUUAACAUGCUUAAAUGUCUUACUCACGUCGGCCACAGAGAAGGAGAGGCCACAGUCCUUGGUAGUGGGCCUCGUCGGUGGCACUGUGUUAUCCUCAUAGCGUGCGAAGAAGGUGUUUAGCUUGUCUGGAAGCGAGACGUCGGUGUCGGCGACGUGGCUGGUUUUCCUUUUGUAAUCCGUGAUUGUCUGUAGACCCUGCCACAUACGUCUCGUGUCUGAGCCGUUGAAUUGCGACUCCACUUUGUCUCUAUACUGAUGUUUUGCCAGUUUAAUUGACUUGCGGAGUGAGUAGCUACACUGUUUGUAUUCUGCCAUAUUCCCAGUCACCUUGCCAUGGUUGAAUGCGGUGGUUCGCGCUUUCAGUUUUGCGCGAAUGCUGCCAUCUAUAAUCUAGUAUUAUACUUUCCCAUCAAUAUAAGUGCAGAGACAUGCACAUUCACAUGUAUAAUCCCGUGUAGCUCAGUUGGUAGAGCAUGGUGCUUGCAACGCCAGGGUUGUGGGUUCGAUUCCCACGGGGGACCAGUAUGAAGAAGAAAAAUGUAUGCACUCACUAACUGUAAGUCACUCUGGAUAAGAGCGUCUGCUAAAUGACUAAAAUGUUAAAUGUAAAUGUAUCCACGGUUUCUGGUUAGGGUAGGUUUUAAUAGUCACAGUGGGCACAUCAUCUCCUACACACUUCCUGAUAAACUCAGUCACCGUUUCAGUGUAUUCGUCUAAAUUAUUUUCGCAAGCUACCCGGAACAUAUCCCAGUCCGCAUGAUCAAAACAAUCUUGAAGCGUGCAUUCCGAUUGGUCAGACCAGCGUUGAAAAGUCCUUAGCACAGGUACUUCCUGUUUGAGUUUCUGCCUAUAGGAAGGGAGGAGCAAAAUGGCGUGUGUCCAAACUUUUGACUGUUACUUUACAUAUAUAUUUAUAUUCUGGACUCUGACAUUGCUCGUUGUAAUAUAUUUUUAUUUCUUAAUUCAUUUCUUUUUAUUUUGGGGAUUUGUGUUUAUUGUUUUACAUUUACAUUUUAGUCAUUUAGCCGACACUCUUAUCCAGAGCGACUUACAGUUAGUGAGUGCAUACAUUUUUUUUCAUACUGGCCCCCCGUGGGAACGUUUUGUAUUGUUAGAUAUUACUGCACUGUUGGAGCUAGGAACAUAAGCAUUUCACUACACCCGUGAUAACAUCUGCAAAAUAUGUGUACACAACCAAUAACAUUUGAUUUGAUUUGAAAACAUUGACUUUCUUUCCCUCCUCCUUUCCCUUCUUCUAUCUGCCCUCCGUCCUCCCUUCCUUCCUCCCUUCCGUCCUCCCUUCCUUCCUCCCUUCCGUCCUCCCUCCCUUCCUUCCUCCUUUCCUUCCUUCAGGAGUUGCAACAUAAAGGCCGUUAUUGGCACGCAGACUGCUUUCGCUGCUACAAGUGCUACAAGCCAUUAGCCAAGGAGUCCUUCAGUGCUAAGGAUGACCGCAUAAUGUGUGGGAAGUGCAGCUCCCGAGAGGAUGCCCCUCGUUGUCACGCCUGCUACAAAGCCAUUCUAGCCGGUAAGGGACACUAUGUGCCAAGACUCACUGAUUUGUGUUGACAUGAAAUUAAGCUAGGGAUAUUUAUACCCUCUGUAUGAUUAAUUUCUGAGAUGCUCUCCAUCGUGUGAACUUAGAUGUAAUUAGUAAACACUUUCCUAAAUUUCAGUUAGGUGGCAAUCUGCAGUUCAAACAAUAACAAAGUGGACACCCCACCACUGUUUUGAUAAAUAGCUGAGGGUUGGGGCUGGAGAAAUCUAACCACUUUCAAAUGCAUAGACAGAGCUAUAGAUGGAAUGACUGACCAUCCAUAAAAUUGAUGUUUUGAGGCUAUUCAGUAUUUGUUUACAAUUACAUUAUUUACAACCAAUGGAGUAAAACAAGCUUGUAUUUUGGGUUCUGAUAGGGUACCACAGUUAAACUAAGCUCAUAAGGCAUUUACAAGUAAUAUUUUUCAAGAAUCAAUGGGCAUAUACACUACCAGUCAAAGGUUUGGACACACCUACUCAUUCAAGGGAAAAGCAUUCCAGGUGAAGCUGGUUGAGAGAAUGCCAAGAGUUUGCAAAGCUGUCAUCAAGGCAAAGGGUGGCUAGAAUCUCAAAUAUAUUUUUUUUUUUGUUGUUACUACAUGAUUCCAUAUGUGUUAUUUCAUAGUUUUGAUGUCUUCACUAUUAUUCGAUAAUGUAGAAAAUAGUACAAAUUAAAAAUAAAAUAAAAACUUGAAUGAGUAGGUGUGUCCAAACAUUUGACUGGUACUCUAUAUCAUUAAUUUAAAAAAAAUAUGUAUGUACCAAUUGCAGAUUGCCCCUUUAAACUAUCAUAGAGACUGAUGUGAGUUUAUUUAUUUCAUAAAGGCUCUGAGAAUGUGGAGUAUAAAGGCAAUGUGUGGCAUGAGGACUGCUUCACCUGUUACCAGUGUAAAAAACCCAUCCGCUCCCAAAGCUUCCUGACCAAAGGCACUGACAUCUACUGUGGCCCUUGCCAUGAGAAGAAGUUUGCAAAGACCUGUGUCAGCUGUAAGCAGGUAACAUAAAUAUUAACUUUUUUCAAUGAGCUCAAAAUUCUUGGAUAUCAUUGAUGGAUGUCCAUUUUCAAUAAGCCAAUUGGACCAAAGUGGUUGAUUUGAAAUCAACUGUAUAAAUGACAUGAGGAUUCCCCUCUAAACUGACUUGACUCUCUGCUGACCCCUGUCUAGGCCAUCACCUCCGGGGGAGUGAACUACCAGGAGCAGCCAAUGCACUCAGAAUGUUUUGUCUGCAACUCCUGCCGGAAGCCUCUGGCUGGGACCCGCUUCACCUCCCAUGAGGAGAAGGCUUUCUGUGUGGACUGCUACAAGACUACUGUAGCCAAGAAAUGCAGCGGCUGCCAGAACCCCAUUACAGGUCAAUACAUGCACACACACACACACAAAAGUGCACGUAUGCUGCGCACGCAAACACACACAUACACACACACAUGCACACACACACACUCUAAUGCACCUAUUGAAGGAUUGUACACAUUUGUCAUUGUUUGUUGUUUAUUCUCUGUCCCCUCCAGGUUUCGGCAAAGCCACCAAUGUGGUGAACUAUGACGGCAACUCCUGGCAUGAGUACUGCUUCAACUGCAAGAAGUGUUCCCUGAGCCUGGCUAACAAGCGAUUUGUGGCCAACGGAGGGGACAUCUUCUGCUCUGACUGUGCCAAGAAGGUCUGA